Nelumbo nucifera (sacred lotus) is the source of this 1314-nucleotide messenger RNA. RefSeq names its product protein LIKE COV 2-like. NCBI's taxonomy places the organism in Eukaryota, Viridiplantae, Streptophyta, Magnoliopsida, Proteales, Nelumbonaceae. Gene Ontology annotation, cellular component: Golgi apparatus. The record is from RefSeq and is a predicted model, not a curated record.
ACCACAUUAUAUACAGCUCGAUUCGGCCGGCGAGAGCGGGAUGCGACACGUCGCGAGGGGACUCGGGCCUUCGUCAGUCAUGUGACCUAUCGAAGACUUGGAUUAGACGCUUUCUUCCCUCCUUCCCUCGCUAGUGGAGUCCGUUGACAACUCACAACUUCGGAGUUUUAUCGAUCGCAGAAACCACCCCCCCUCUCUCUCUGCGCCUAAAUUUUCUCUCGAGGGGGUAGAUUGGAGUAGAUUGGGUUCCCUGCAACGGAAAAUGGCCGAAGAAAAGGACUCCACGUCGAUUCCUCUAAGUCAAUGCGGCGGUGGCGAAGAUCCCGAAGAUCCUGCCAAGUCUCCUCCAAAUCCCCCCAACUCCUCCACUCGAAAGGCUUGCCUUGUUGUUCUUCAGAGUUGGGUCUCAAAAAAGUUCAUGACUGGAUGUGUAGUUCUUUUUCCUGUUGCAGUUACUUUUUUUGUUACAUGGUGGUUUAUCCAGUUUGUUGAUAGUUUCUUCAGUCCAAUAUAUGCCAGGCUUGGCAUUGACAUAUUUGGCCUUGGGUUUGUCACAUCUUUACUCUUUGUGUUUUUUGUUGGGGUAUUUGUUUCGUCAUGGAUGGGUGCCACUGUUUUUUGGGUUGGAGAAUGGUUUAUAAAGCGAAUGCCCUUUGUCAGGCAUAUAUACUCAGCCUCAAAACAAAUCAGUGCUGCUAUUUCUCCAGACCAAAACACAACUGCUUUUAAAGAGGUUGCAAUCAUUCGUCACCCACGUGUUGGUGAAUAUGCAUUUGGUUUUAUCACAUCGUCCGUUGUCCUUCAGAGAGAUAAUGGUGAUGAAGAGCUAUGUAGUGUUUAUGUCCCAACAAAUCAUCUAUACAUUGGCGACAUUUUCUUGGUCAACUCUGAGGAGAUCAUCAGACCAAAUCUAUCCAUUCGAGAAGGAAUAGAGAUCAUAGUUUCUGGAGGUAUGACAAUGCCACAAGUGAUAUCUCCCCUAGAAAGGAUUUCUCGUCAGGCCGAUCGGAUCCCUCUUAACAGAAUAAUAUAAUAUAUGGCAUUAGCAUUUCAGGUUUACAGGGUUAGAAUAUUACAAAGUCAUUCACUUCUGUAAUUGAUGGGAAUUUCCUUGGUGGGUUCAUUUUUUUUUUUUUUUGUGCAUUUCUAUAUCUUGUUGGAUGUUGUAUCAUUUAUCAUAUGUUUGUAGUGUAGAGGAUAGUUAAAUGUUGGAGUCGAUGUUUUCAUUGCUCGUGUAGAAAUGUUCUGUUUAAUCCCAAAACCUCCCUGCUGGAGAAGAAGGAAAGCUUACCAGUUACCACUGAAUUCUGGAUA